Messenger RNA from Aspergillus caelatus, 715 nucleotides. RefSeq lists its product as uncharacterized. Lineage: Eukaryota; Fungi; Ascomycota; Eurotiomycetes; Eurotiales; Aspergillaceae. The coding region runs from base 108 to 596 and encodes 162 amino acids. The record is from RefSeq and is a predicted model, not a curated record. The transcript has a single exon.
CCGCUGUCUCCCUGCCAUACGUCUCAUACUCUUACCUUGUACAUCUCCACGUCGCCCACUUCCUGCUCCUCUAAUUUGUUCCCAUUAAAUCCUUCAUUUCCUCAACCAUGAUGGGCGCAGCUGUAGCUCUCCAAGUCCUUCUCGCGCCGCAGCUGGUUUCGAUCGACCAAGCAUCAUCCCAGCAGACGGCCGUGUCUGUCAAAGCGUCUAUCCAAAAUCCCUCCAAUGAGCCAGUAACUAUGCUCAAAUGGGGUACCCCUUUCGAUCCAAAAGCCGGCAUCCUGGGGGUUUUCCAAGUGCAGGAUGAGACAGAUGGUCAGGCUGUGCCCCUUGACACCAUCAAGUUCUCUCGCAAGCUGCCUCCCGCCGCGGAUGACUUGCUCGAAAUCGCCCCAGAGAGCACGGUGGACACCGUUGUCACUCUCCCACCUAUGCCGCUCCAGUCAGGACAUGACUUCUCGAUCCGUGCCCAGGGGAGGUGGCAUGCAGUGUGGGAAACUCCUGUGAGUGACGUCCAUGAUGACAAACUUGAACAACUUUCAGACGCAAAACGGGGUGAUUUCGAGUCGAACGCCGUUCAGUUCAAAGUCGAAUGAGCCAUGCUGAGCGAUUUGUGCGUCCUGUUGAAUGACCCUUUAUGUGCUGCGCGUGAUGUCUAUCUCGUUCGAUACUUCGUCAAAAUCGACGUAAAUGAAGCAUAUUCUUGUAUUAUAUG